Messenger RNA from Pecten maximus, 2218 nucleotides. RefSeq lists its product as uncharacterized. Lineage: Eukaryota; Metazoa; Mollusca; Bivalvia; Pectinida; Pectinidae. The transcript has 5 exons. The coding region runs from base 323 to 754 and encodes 143 amino acids. The record is from RefSeq and is a predicted model, not a curated record.
CGAUCCAUGAUUCCUGACCAUCCCUAUACCGGCCUAGGUAGUGUCAAUGUAUGCCGUUCACGGGGGCGGUAAGCACUAAAAACUACACAUUCUGAACCGACACGCGAUAGUAGUUAACUAGAAACACUCCAUACAAAUAUUGGUGAUUUAAAAAGUUUCACACCAAAGAGGAACGAGUACCGUUUGGCAAUACAAGACUCGUUCCCAGAUAGCACACCUAUACAAGGCCGUCUAACUGUACAUAUCUAAAGGCUUAGUAGGCUUGGUUGGAGUUCUUGCACACUUGUUUGCCCGUUACUUUGGAACUUUGAGACAGCUAAAGAUGAACCACAGGUGUAUCUGGUUAUUCGCUGCGACAUGUUGUGUAUACCUAUCCGUAAAUAUAUCAUCUGUAUCAGCAGGCUGGAGAGGGAAAUGCCGAGGGAGAUGGUCUAUUCACGCGUGCUUAGGAGGUAACGGUAAAAGGUCAGGUCCCCAAUCAGCAUUACCUAACAGUGGGGGAAACAGUGGACUUUUCUUAAAAAAGUUACUUUUACGGAGUGACGAUCCCGCAUCAGGUUCAGACAAUUAUAACGACAUGGACAGUUUUUAUCCUCCCAUCGUACAGGAUACUGAGGAAGCCAUGGAAAUCCCAAUGGUACUGGACAACCCUGAUCUCUCCACGGAACAGCUCCAAAAACUCUCCGAUUUGGUGGACGAGUUGAUAUACCGGAAGAAACUGCGCUCUCUGAGUGAUGAAGCUGGUCUUGUAUAAUACAAUGUGUGACGGAAGUGCCUGUACUUGGCGCAAGACUCCGAAGAUCUUUUCUACUAAAAGCUCAAAAAAGAUGCAGUUUUCCAAUGGACCUAUUGUUUAUUUGAUUUUAUUUAAGUAUUUUCAAAGGACAAAACUAUCGUAUAUACUUCACAGUCAGUAACAGAAUUAGAUAAUUAAGUGAGAAUUUGUUUUUUCCAAACAAUUAUCACAACUUGGAGAAUAAUAAGACGUUAAUACGCCAUACAGUGAGGACGCAUUCUCAUCUGUAGUUAAGUUAGAUUAAAGUGAUCAGUCAUUUUUAUUCAGAAGAAACGAUCCAAUGUAAGAAAACAUAUCAUAAAUACAGACAAAUACGGCCGUAAGCUGGCUAUGUCUUUUUUGUCUAUUGUUUUCUCUUCCUUUUUAAGCAUGUAUGUCAUUGGGUAAAAAUCAAUUUGGUUUAAAAGUUUAUUCUUGGAAUUCUUAAAUUUGAUUUUAAAAUAUAGGAGGAAACGAUGAAGUAUGUUAAACAAUAGUUUUUAAAAAAUGAUAAUAAAAAUAAUGCAUUCCUAAAUUUGUUUUAAUCUGGUUUUGGCAUUUUUCAUAUUUGCUGAUUAUGUAUAAAAGAUCUGUUAUCACAUGUUUAAGCUACUAUGAUAAGGGGAUACAAGUUGGAUGUAAAUACACCUAUCUUAUUAUCAUGUGUUCCCCUGUAUAGACAAAUAAUAAUGUUUAUUUGCAUUAACCCAUAAGAUGUUGUGUACGUUAUGAAAUGUGUUUUUAUAUAUUUUCAAUCCCAUGAAUGGAGCGUUGCAGUCCUUAAAAGCAGCUUUCAAACUCUACCCUCUUACUUGCAUUAAUAAGCUAACUGAUCUUUGCGGUUUUACAAACAGAAAUAAAUGUAACACCGGCCCAUAAAUGUUUCUUUGACAUUCAGCAACAAUGGCUAAACAUGUUUUAUCUUAAUGCCAGUCAGAGGUGAUCAAAAUUAUAUUAUAUCGAAAAAAAGUAAGAUGUCAAUAAUACUCCAUGGAAGUAACAAGUAUUAGUCGGUAGAUAACCAGCUCUCAUUUGUGACAGGCUUUACUUGUUUCUUAUAACCCUGCAAAUGACACGUGAGCGCGCAUUCAUGCACUGAGUCAUAUCACGUGCAUUAAACAAUAUAGGGUAUUCUAAGCAACCGAUUGUCAUCUGUUGCAUUCGCUUGUAAACUAGCACGGUAAUAUUUUCAUAUUUAACGAUACCAAUUUAAAUAGUAGUCUAUAUUUAGAAUGAUACAUUAUAAGCAUUCCUGAAGAUUGAAAAAUAUUUUGCUAUUUUAAGACAUAUUUUGAUUAUUCCUGUUUUUUCUUUGUUCUUGCCGAAGAACUUUGACAUAAAUGACAUUAAUAUAUUUCUCUAUUUUUCGAAUAAAAGCUGUGUCUUGGAAAAGUGUUUCUUUUUAUCAUGAAUUUGUUUAAUUGAAUAAACACCAUGCAUGUA